Messenger RNA from Cavia porcellus (domestic guinea pig), 3160 nucleotides. RefSeq names its product tripartite motif-containing protein 12A-like. The transcript has 8 exons. Gene Ontology annotation, molecular function: zinc ion binding; protein homodimerization activity; ubiquitin protein ligase activity. Gene Ontology annotation, cellular component: cytosol; nucleoplasm; cytoplasm. NCBI's taxonomy places the organism in Eukaryota, Metazoa, Chordata, Mammalia, Rodentia, Caviidae. The record is from RefSeq and is a predicted model, not a curated record. Gene Ontology annotation, biological process: regulation of viral entry into host cell; positive regulation of canonical NF-kappaB signal transduction; regulation of protein localization. The coding region runs from base 175 to 1320 and encodes 381 amino acids.
CCACACCACCACCAGGAUUACUUUCAGUUCUCACCUGGCUGCUCCCUUGGUGUCCAAAGCUGUGUUAAGCACUUCGUGGUGGACAAAGGUCAGAAGAUUACAGAAGAAAAAGCUUCAGGAUCCAGAGCAGGAGAAAGCUUAGAGGCAGAAAGACAAGAAAGGGGACGAACAUCCAUGGCUUCAUCAAUCCUGGAGAAUGUCAAGGAGGAGGUGACCUGCCCCAUCUGCCUGGAGCUCAUGACAGAACCUGUGAGCACUGACUGUGGCCACACUUUCUGUAAACCGUGCAUCACUUCAAGUUAUGAGUCCACAGAACGCGAAAAAGGCGUCAGCCAGUGCCCUGUGUGCCGAGUCCCUUACCAGUUUGAAAACCUGAGGCCCACUCGCCAUAUGGCCAACAUAGUGGAGAGGCUCAGGGAGUUGACACUGAGCCCAAAGGCAGAUCACUGUGCCCUCCAUGGGGAGAAACUCCUGCUGUUCUGUAAAGAGGACGGAAAGGUCAUUUGCUGGCUUUGUGAGCGUUCCCAGGAGCACCGUGAUCACAAUGUUCUUCUCCUGGAGGAGGCUGCACAGGAGUAUCGGGAGAAGCUACACAAAACAUUGAAGAAGCUGAUGAAAGAUAAGAAAGAGUCUGAGAAGUGGAAAGCGCACAUCGAAGAAGAAAGAACUUCCUGGAAGAAUGAAAUACAGGGGGAGAUAGAAAGUGUCCAGGCUGCAUUUAAGCAAAUGAGAGCCACCCUGGACUCUGAGGAGGAGAUACAACUACAAAAACUGAAGACAGAAGAGGAAGAUAUUCUGAAUGGCCUGGCAGAGUCUGAAAGGGAGCUGACCCAGCAGAGCCAGCUGGUGAGAGAGCUCAUCUCAGAUGUGCAGCAUCGGCUGCAGGGGUCGGUGAUGGCGAUGCUGCAGGAUGUGAAGGACACCGUGGAAAGGAGUAAGUUAUUGACUGUGAAGCAACCAAGAACUUUUCCCAAGAAACAAAGGAUUUUGUUCCAAGCUCCUGAUCUGAGGGAGACUCUACAAUCACAUCAAGAUACUGUGACACUGGAUCCAAACAACUAUACAGGUAUUGAGGUUUCUGCAGAUUGGACACCAGUUUGCAUCCCUCAUCAACAUCAUAAUUUUUCUACAGAUCCUAUGGCACUGAAUGCAAGCAACUAUACAGGUAUUGAGGUUUCUGCAGAUUGGACACCAGUUUGCAUCCCUCAUCAACAUCAUAAUUUUUCUACAGAUCCUAUGGCACUGAAUGCAAGCAGCUAUACAGGUACUGAGGUUUCUGCAGCUUGGACACCAUUUCACAUCCCUCACCAAUGGUCAUAAUUUGUAUGCAGAUCUUAUGACACUUAAUCCAAGCAACUAUACAGGUAUUAAGGUUUCUGCAGAUUGGAGACCAAUAACAGUAACAAAAAAUCCAUCCUGGCCAUUCAGAUCACAUGGAGACAACACAGUCAUAAGACCUGUCAGUUCAAAAAUGAAUGUCUGGAAUUAAGUGAUGGAAGAUGCUUCAAAACCCACUUUAACUUCAGCGUUCCAAGUUAUCAACCUCACCAUGGAUUUUGGGUCAUGGGCUGCAGAAUAAAGUUAAAUACCAGGAUUUUGGUAUUUGUCUGAGAACUCUAAUCCUUGAGACAGCUGUCCUUUCACUGCCUGUUCCUCCAAGUUAUGUUGGAGUCUCCAGACUGUGAAGUUCAUUCUCUCUCAUUCUACAGUGUAACUGAUCAUGGGUUUCUCCUCUAUAAAUUCUCUUAGUGUUCCUUUUCUGGUAAUUUUUUUCCCAAUUUUCAGUCCUGGGACAUGUUCAGAGCCUGUGGCAUUAUGUGGGCCAAAUGCAUGAGCUUUCUUACAUGUUCAUCCUUUUCCCUUGCAUGCUUAUGGCUGAGAUGUGCAUCUCCUGCCUUUGAGUUCCCUGCUCCUUUUAACCUGUCUGCCUGCUGUCUCCUGGUCUCCCAUCUGGAUGUCCUUCAUUCACUGUGGGAUCUGCACAUUCUCUCUCACCACUUGUUUCUCACUGUCUCACUUGAUCAGGAGAGAACCUUAGUUUAUCACUUUCCAUAUGUCCAAGGAAAUGGCAGAGUCCACUUAAGAAAGGCCACUACCAAAGUGACUGCGGGGUUCAAUCUUUACAGCCUCAUUCUCUGCCACUGAGAAAGGAUGAAGGAAAGUGUUCACCUAACUUUCUGAGCAUCAAAGACUGUUUAUAAGGCUGUUCCCAGGAAAGAAUGAGGCCUUCACAGUAGAGUAGGUCACUUUAACCAUGAUGCUUUUUUUUUUUUCAUCCAGGGGUGAAAAAUAGAAUUUCAUCAUAAAAAAUAGUGUCACAAAUCUUUUUCAAACAGGACAGGGAGAGGAGAAGAAGGGACAUCAAACUUACACUGUUACAUAUGUGUACCAUCCCCACAUGAUGAAAUUUAACAUUACACACCGGAAACAUAUACUAAAAAACUUUUUUUAAAAAAAUUUUUUUGGUACUGGGGAUUAAAUCACGAUCUCACGUUUGCCAGGCACUUACACUGCUGAACUAAACCCUCAGGCCUAAAAAUGUUUAAAAAGAAAAGAAAUCACCAGUGAUCUAUAAUCCAGAAAAGAGACUUUGUGUUCAAAUUUUCCAUGUUCAAAUCCUAUAUUUCCAUAUCCUAGCAGUGUAGCUUUGAAUAGAGUGCUUGAAUGUUGUGUGUGGUUUCUUAUGUGUACCCAAUAAUCUUGAUCACUGUGAGAGAGAAUAAGUUGACUAUUAAGUACUCACUGAAUUGUCUCAGUAAAUAUUUGUUCUAGUAAUAAUUGAAAAAUGAAAAUCACAAGAAGUAAUUCCAGCACUUGAAAGACUGAAGCAAAAACCAGUGCAAGUUUGAGACCAGCCUGUGCUAGAUAGCAAACUCAAGACCAGCCUGAACUACAUAGUGAGACCCUGUCUUUGGGGAAGAAAGAUGAAAAAAAAAAAAGAAUGAAAGAAAGAAGAAAGAGAGAGAGAAAGAGAAAGAAAGAAAGAAAGAAAGAAAGAAAGAAAGAAAGAAAGAAAGAAAGAAAGAAAGAAAGAAAGAAGGAAACAAAAAAAUAAUAAAAAAAGAAAGAGAUAAAAAAUAAGGUAAUGAAACAGGCCACACAAAUGGGAAUUUCAAUUGAUGUAAAGAACAUCUCUCUUUUAGGUACCAUUCUCAACACC